Molecule: messenger RNA, 1284 nt
Organism: Magnolia sinica
Lineage: Eukaryota; Viridiplantae; Streptophyta; Magnoliopsida; Magnoliales; Magnoliaceae
Product: pectin acetylesterase 8-like
Exons: 12
Coding region: 1-1170 (389 amino acids)
Biological process (GO): cell wall organization
Cellular component (GO): plant-type cell wall
Molecular function (GO): pectin acetylesterase activity
Source: RefSeq, a predicted model, not a curated record
AUGUACAGGAUGACAAAUCACAGAGCAUGCAGGAGGCUAAAUUUUCUCUUAUGUGUGUUAAUAACACUUCAAACAGAUGCAUUAUAUGUGGGGAUUACAUAUGUCGAAGACGCCGUUAAAAAGGGAGCAGUUUGCUUGGACGGGAGCCCACCAGCUUAUCAUUUUGAUAAGGGCUUCGGCUCGGGGAUAAAUAGUUGGUUAGUUCACUUAGAGGGAGGAGGCUGGUGCCACAAUGUUACAAAUUGUAUCCGUCGUAGUACCACCAAAUUGGGUUCAUCUAAGAAAAUGCAAAAACAAAUCCCAUUUUCAGCAAUUCUUAACAACAAUGAAAAAUUUAAUCCUGAUUUCUAUAACUGGAAUAGAGUUAAGAUUCGUUAUUGUGAUGGAUCGUCAUUUACCGGAGACGUAGAAAGAGUAGAUCCUAAUACCAAUCUUCACUAUCGAGGAGCGAGGGUCUGGUUUGCCGUCAUGGAAGAUCUAUUAAAAAAAGGAAUGAAGAAUGCAGAAAGUGCACUUUUAUCGGGUUGUUCAGCUGGUGGGUUGGCUGCUAUACUUCAUUGCGAUAAUUUUCAUGCCCUCCUACCAAUAGGUGCCAAAGUAAAAUGCCUUUCAGAUGCGGGUUAUUUUGUCAAUGUGAAAGAUAUCUCAGGGAAAGAAUACAUACAAACCUAUUUUAAUGAAAUUGUGACUUUACAUGAAUCAACAAAGAAUUUACCAUCUUCUUGCACAUCAAAAAUAAAGCCUAAUAUGUGUUUCUUUCCACAGUACAUAGUGCAACAAAUCCGCACACCGAUUUUUAUUUUAAAUGCAGCAUAUGAUUCAUGGCAGAUAAAGAAUGUCUUAGUACCUGCUGAUGUUGAUCCUACUAACGCAUGGUAUAAUUGUAAGAUCGAUAUAAAAUCAUGCUCUUCUACUCAACUUACAAAAAUACAAGUUUUUAGGACGGAGUUUCUAACUGCAAUGGUAGGACUGAGAACCUCUUUAGCAAAUGGCAUGUUUAUAAAUUCAUGUUACGCUCACUGCCAAAGCGAGGCACAGAAGGCAUGGUUCGGUGCUACUUCUCGAGUACUUGCAAAUACAACAAUUGCAAAGGCAGUUGGAAACUGGUUUUAUGAUUUGUCUCCAUUCCAGAAGAUCGACUGCCCUUAUCCAUGCGACUCAUCAUGUUGAAGUGUCGUCUCCAAAAUGCAAAAGUUUUAGAAGAGUAGAAGACUUUUCCCAACAACUAUUUCAUUUUAUGCAUCAUGUUUAUCAAAAGAAAAGCAAGGUCUAUGAAAAAGAAUA